AUUGGAUAUUUAUUUCAACCCUUGGGAAGUAUGCUGUCGGUAUUUAUGACGGAUCCAUUAGGCCGUAAGCGUUCGAUGAUUUUCGUCAAUAUACCACUGGCGCUUGGUUGGUUGAUGAUUUAUCAAGGGGAUUUCUAUUGGAAAAUUCUCACUGGUUGCGCUUUUCUUGGACUGGGAAUCGGUUUGAUGGAAGCUCCUAUCAUUACUUAUCUCGGCGAAAUAUGUGAGCCAUCAACCCGCGAUGUACUGCUUACUUUCACAAAUAUUAGCGGAACAAUGGGAACGUUCACCAUAUAUUUUUUAAAUACAUUGAUGCCAUGGCGUUCCGUGGCAUUAUUUUGCUUAUCAGUUCCAAUGAUUACUGCGGUUGCCGUUUGUUUUAUUCCCGAGACACCGCAAUGGCUUCUCUCGAAAAAUCAAACGGCUGAGGCUGAAAAAUCGCUUCGCUGGCUUCGGGGUUGGGUUUCAAAUCAAGUUGUGGCUCAAGAGUUCCAUUACUUACAGCAACACAUCGAUCGGUCCAAAUCAUGUAGCACGUGUAUUGAAAAAGAUUUAAAAUGUACCCAUGCUCUGCCCACAUUGGCUGAAAAAUUCGGCGAACUGAAGCGAAAACGAACUCUGAAGCCAUUUUUCAUCAUAAUGUCGAUGUUCUUCAUCGCUCAAUUUUCUGGGAUGAACUCAAUGAGACCAUUUUUGGUUCAGAUCUUCAAGGCAUACGAAAACCCAUUUCCACCAGAUCGAACAACGGCCAUCAUGAGUUUUUUGGAAAUCUUCGCAACGCUCACAUUUACGUGUUUGGUUCACUUAAUCGGAAAACGACCUUUCUACUUAGUCAUGUCAUUUGGAAUAUUUAUUUCCACAGCAGUUUUGUCUUUAUAUGGAUUCAUACUGCUGCCAAUGGGAUACAUUUCCUUCGAACGCACACACCAGUCAUUUCACGUGGAAAACACCAUGUUGCCUUAUAUUCCAUUGGUUUGUUUGUUUCUGUGGAGCUUUUUUUCAUAUUGCGGUUUCCUCGCAAUGCCGUGGAUGCUUCUUUCCGAGAUUUUUCCAUUCAAAUCUCGUGGUAUUGCAAGUGGUGUUGCGGCUGCACUCAACUACAUGUUGGGUUUUAUCACACGAAAAACGUAUUAUAAUUUGGAAAUGACACUCUCUUUGCCUGGUGCCUCACUGUUUUACUGUGUCAUUUGUGGCUGUGGAUUCAUUUUGAUGUUCCUAAUUCUACCUGAAACAGAGAAUCACACACUUGAAGACAUCGAACUACAUUUUUCCGAUGACUCGAAGAAAAUCACCGAUCGUACAAUUAUCAAGUCAAAUGACGUAAUACCAUUGAACGAAGUUGGUUGUUCGGUUGAAGAGACAGGUUCAGUCCAAGAAACGGAAAAAGCGAUUGAAAAUAGUCUGAAAAAUGAUUCUGAAUCUGGAAACAGUGUUUCAGACACGAUCCGACAGCAAAAACCAAAAAUACAUUGAUACAUAUGGACACUGAAUGUACAGAAUGUGACAAGAGCGAAACUAGUGAGAAUAUUCAUGAACUAACAUGUAAUCACAAAGUUUCUAUCUUAAUUGCAUUGAAGAACACAACAACAACGCCUGAAAGUAGUCAAAAUUGCAAGUUUCAAUCAUUUAAACAUGAAUAAACAUGUAAAGCACGUACACAUUUCUGAGACGUAAAAAGUCUCAUGCUAUCGGAUCGUGGUUUCAGAAUUGAAUUGUACAAAGCUUUAAUUUCUUUUUAUUGUGAAAAAAUUUAUUAAUAUGCGAAACAGUUGGAACAUAUUCGACAUGCAAUUUUUUUAAAACUCAUUUCAUUUUUCGUUGUUUUGGUUCCUUUACAUUUCUUUCAUUAUUUUCUUUUAAUAUUACUAAGCAAAGAUGGAAUUAUGGUUUUGUGUUUCUGUUUUAUUAAUUUUAAUUUUAAAUCCCUGUGUACAUCUCUGUGAAAUAGAAAACUGGCAAGAGAAUUUAAGCUGAAAUUCCAAUCAUUCGGUUGUUUGAGUAACUUUUGUUACACUUUAUUGAAGAUUGAAUAGGAAUACUUUUUUGCUUAUGAAUAUAAUGAAUUGAUAAACUUUAAUUGUAAAUAUUGAUGCUCUUGUAACUUCACGCUAUUCAUCGAUGUUCGCUUCGACUGUUACGAUCUGACAUAUUGACUUCAGUUUAUUUGGUUGAUGAUGUGUUCACUAUCUACGUUUCAAUUCGACGCGUCGACUUUGCUUCGUUGCUUGUCACUAUUCGCCCAACAGUGCUUUUAAACGGUCGAAUUCAUCGGAAUUUGAAAUGUAAAAGCAAAAACGGUUCACAAACGUGAAUUCAUUUAAGAAAUGAAUGGUUUCGUCGGCUGAGAGAGCAUUCCCAACGAAAUCGAUGUCAUUCAACAAAGGCAAACCAGCGGUGAUUUGCAUCAUGAUACGCUUGCUUCUAUUCGCGCGUGAUUUCAAUUUCAAUUUGAUGAUUGAUUGGUGUUUCUUGAAGAAAUCGAUCGCCUCGUGAAUUAGUACGUAACUCCUCAAAUGCACUUCAACCUCUUGCAAUUGAUCAAACGUGAGGUUGAUGCGUGGUAAUUGAAAUUCAUCAGGGUGGAAAUCGAUAUCCAGCUUUUUGACUGUAUUGAAAUCGGAACUAAACGAAUUUCCAGUGUAAUUGAUAAUUUUGAACUCUUCGAGCACUGGCAGAAAUCGGCUGAUACUUUAAAAUAUUUUGAGAAGUAAGAUCCAUCGAGGUUUAUGCUCUGCAGCUGUGGGUUCAAUCGAAAUGCCGACAUCAAUUUUUCAGUUGCAAAAUAUUCUGUACCAAAAUCACGAUGAACAUAAAAUCGUAUCAAUUGUGGGAAUUGUGUUUCGACGUUGACGUCUGUGAGCUUCGUUUGGAUCGUGAUUGAUUCGAUGUCAGUCUCUAUCUGGGUUAUAUGUUGCUUCAAUCCUUUUCCGUUGUCCACAUCGCGAUGGUGUUUUCGUGUGUAAUUAAUCUUCCGCUGAUCGCUCAUUUUGUUUAAGUGACCUUGAAGAUGAGAAUAGAAUCAAACAGAAAGUGUUAUUCCACUGCUAAGCAGGCCUGAGUUGAGCUAAAUUUGUUCAAUUUUAACGCAUUCACGGUGUAGAUUUUUCGUUGUUUGCAAAUAUCCGCCCUAGUAAAAUUGAGAAACAUUGUGGACCUUCGGUAGCAAUGAAAAUUUUGCUCCGUGAAGGCGUUAUAAUAAAGCUUCAGGCGCCUGAGUCAGCAAAUCUAGCUCAGCUCAGGGAUGCUCAGCAGCGAAAUAACACUCUCUAGAAUAAAAUAAACAUGAGUUUGUUAAUGUUCUGAAAAAGAAUCUGAAUUAAAUUACAAAAAUGUGCGAGAAAAUCGGUUUCUUGUGAAAUGACCCAGUUUCCAAAUGAAUAUUGAUUUUGAGGUCAUAGUUCAAGUCAAGUUAUUCGAAGCCUCAUUGCAUGUAUGAUCAUUAUAAG
This is a messenger RNA of Sitodiplosis mosellana (orange wheat blossom midge), 3446 nucleotides long. Its product is annotated as facilitated trehalose transporter Tret1-like. Bases 31 to 1473 code for a protein of 480 amino acids. Gene Ontology annotation, molecular function: transmembrane transporter activity. The record is from RefSeq and is a predicted model, not a curated record. Gene Ontology annotation, biological process: transmembrane transport. Gene Ontology annotation, cellular component: membrane. The transcript has 4 exons. NCBI's taxonomy places the organism in Eukaryota, Metazoa, Arthropoda, Insecta, Diptera, Cecidomyiidae.